AUGGACACUCUCAACGACCCUCCUACCCAAUGGCCAUGGCUUGAGAUUUCGAUAUUUGUUUUGUCGAUCGUUUUUGUCUUCGCUGCCUUCAAGAUUAUAGUCCUCAACGAUGACGAGGAAAGACUCGUUGAAUUGGUAGUCCCCGUGCCUGAGCAAUGUUCUCCGGUGUGGAAGGGCGAAGUUCUAGAAGAGCCUACGAUCAAGGUACCACCCUCUUCAACACCGUUGCACGUAAGCCAACAAGAGUCACAGAUAUCGGGAUCGAGCGCCAUACGAUGCUAUUGUCCAGCCAACGGCCGACUACUCGGGCUUGUGAACCCUUCCACGCCUGAUGGAAUUGACAGAGCGAUAGCCAAAGCCAAGGAAGCUCAAACAGAAUGGGCGAGAACAACGUUCAAGCAACGACGGAGGGUACUCAAGACGAUGCUGAAAUACAUCCUCGACAAUCAAGAUACCAUAGCUACCGCAGCAUGUCUAGACUCCGGGAAGACCAAGGUCGAUGCAUCUCUUGGGGAGAUUUUGGUCACCGUGGAAAAGCUGAAGUGGACUAUACAGCAUGGAGAGAAGUCAUUGAGGCCGGAGAGGAGACCUACGAACUUCCUCAUGAUGUACAAGUAUAAUGAGGUCAAAUGGGAGCCCUUAGGAGUCAUCGCUGCCUGUGUUAGCUGGAAUUAUCCUUUCCACAACUUCAUGGGUCCCUUGAUAUCCACUCUUUUCACAGGCUCUGCCCUCGUCGUCAAAGCCUCCGAGUCUACUGCGUGGUCGACUCAGUAUUUCGGGACUAUUGCCCGUGCAGCCCUGGUCUCUUGCGGUCAUUCUGCCAAUUUAGUCCAGCCCGUGCUUUGCUGGCCGCAGACGGCGUCCCAUCUCACGUCUCAUCCGGGCGUUAGUCAUGUAACUUUCAUCGGCUCUCGCCCUAUCGCCCACCAUGUUGCCCUCUCCGCCGCCCGCUCCCUUACUCCUCUCUGCCUUGAACUUGGCGGCAAAGAUCCUGCCAUACUCCUCGAUGAUGUGAAGAAUCUUGAAAAGGUGGCUAGCAUACUCAUGCGAGGUACUUUUCAAUCAGCUGGGCAGAACUGCAUUGGCAUUGAGCGUAUUAUCUGCCUCCACAGAAUCUGGCCCCGAAUCGUGACGAUCCUCGAAUCUCGGAUCAGGGCUUUGCGUGUAGGCUCUGCCCUCGACGACCCCAAUGAUGUGGAUGUUGGAGCCAUGGUUUCGGAUUCUCGCUUCGGGCACUUGGAGAAGCUUGUGACUGACGCCGUCAACCAAGGAGCAAGAUGUCUUGUUGGUGGCAAAAGAUUCGUGCAUCAUCGAUAUCCGAAAGGCCACUACUUCCAGCCUACAUUGCUUGUCGAUGUCACAACUUCUAUGCGUAUAGCGAACGAAGAACUUUUCGCACCUAUCUGCGUUAUCAUGCGGGCUGCUUCACUGGAUGAGGCGAUCGGCAUGGCAAACUCCACUCCUUACGCCCUCGGCGCUAGUGUUUUUGGAACAGCUACCAAGGAUUUGGAGAGAGCGGCAAAGGAGAUCAAUGCGGGCAUGAUCAGCAUCAACGAUUUCGCCGUCUACUACGCAGUCUCCCUGCCUUUUGGCGGCGUCAGAGGUAGUGGCUACGGAAGAUUUGGUGGAGAGGAAGGAUUGAGAUCAAUCAGCAAUACAAAAGCUGUCUGUCGAGAUAGAUUUCCGGGAUUGAUCAGCACUUCAAUUCCGCCAGCGUUGGACUAUCCAAUCGAAGGGGCGCGAAGGGCUUGGGAGGUGUGCAGAGGCGUUGUUGAGCUAGGGUAUGGCAUCGAGAUGUUGAGGAGGGCUGGAGGGCUAUGGAGGAUUGCCAUAACAGAUAACCCCUGCGUCUACUUCGCCCCCGAACUCAUCGCCGCCUACCCAGAAGCAAAAGUGAUCCUGCAAACCCCCGAUCUUGACUCGUGGUACACCUCCUUCCGCGCCACCAUUUUCGUAUUCUUGCACGAUUCAGUCAUAAAUUACCUAUGCGUUCUCGACAACAGUAUGGCCCAGUGGUGGCCCGUAAGCUAUCAGCUUCACUAUGCGGCUUUCGGGGGCUCUCACAAACGCGAGAAUGCGAUUUCUGUACAUCCGAGGUCGAUGGACAGGGUGAGGGAGCUGAUACCGAAGGAGGAAUUAUUGAAAUGGAAGGUGCAGGAUGGGUGGGGACCAUUGUGUGAGUUCUUGCGGCGUCAGCAACCAAAGGGAACGUUUCCUCGGGUCAAUGAAGGUGCGGACAAAGAGAGCGGGCUUGUGGGUGACUGCCCUUGGACGCGUAGGGACGGCGAUUUGUUGGGCGAUGAGGCUGCGGGAAAGAGAGUUAUUGUGCAGAAAGAAUGGCAGGGUCUAUGUAAUUAA
Molecule: messenger RNA, 2358 nt
Organism: Letharia columbiana
Lineage: Eukaryota; Fungi; Ascomycota; Lecanoromycetes; Lecanorales; Parmeliaceae
Exons: 6
Coding region: 1-2358 (785 amino acids)
Molecular function (GO): aldehyde dehydrogenase (NAD+) activity
Source: RefSeq, a predicted model, not a curated record